CUUCGAGACCUUUCAUUAUCUUGGAUACGCCCGAGUAAUCUUAAUUGACAUGAUUUAACUUAGGCUCAUGCAUAGCGUGCCUGGUGAAAUCGAUUUAGCAGUUAUAUGAUAAUUUCUUUUGGAGUGGGUCAAUUGAAACGUAAGCUUACCCAAGAUGACACCUUAUACGUUCACGCGCCUUCUUUGCUUACUGGUGUUCGUGCAAUGGUCGUUUUUAGUGGAAGGGUCUCACUUCAGACAUGCCGUCAUGAGCUUUGUUCCGACAGAUGCUGAUAACAACACGCUACGGUUUACCUUCCGUCUGGCUCUUCGAAGGUCAUAUUAUUCAUAUUACUGUGAUGAAAACACAAUUAACUUAGGAGGAAUUAUUGGAUCUGGAGGUUCUUGGACAGCGAAGUGCAGCGAUCCAUUCAGUGCAGUGUGUUCACCGAGCUAUUAUAUCGCGGACACUCGCUUUCGUUGUACUGACUUUAGUCGCAAUGAAGACUGGUCCAUGGGGGAAAAUAACUUCACCUAUACUUUUCCGUCUGGCAAUCUGGAGUGGAAUGUGAGAUACCAAAGUUGCUGUUGGAUUUCCAAUCUUGUGCGAUAUGCUGACUCACAAUGGUCGGUAUCCACCAAGAUAAGUCUCUCUAGACGAUCUGACAGCGGCAAAAUCAACUCAUCCCCAGUCUCCAAGAGCCCAGCCAUUGUACGGUUUCAACAGGGCUGUCACAAGUCUCUUACAAUUCCAGUUGAAGAUCCGGAUGGCGAUUUUGUGAAAUGUCGUUGGGCAACUAGCGCCGAGUCCUCCAUACCAAGUGAUAGUUUUCCUUACGGUGAACUUGAUGAGAAAAACUGCAUUUUAACUUACAGAGGUGGACUUGGAGCAUCGGGCACAUACGUAGUAACCUUAACUUUGGAAGACUUUCCAGCUGGAACCACAAACUUCAACAAUAUCAGACCAUUCAGUGCUGUGCCACUGCAGUUUCUUGUCAUAAUAGGUGUUGGGUUUGGUUCUUGUCAAGACAUACCUGUUUUUACUUCUUCUACACCUCAAAAUGGUGAAUGCUCAGAGAUUCAGAUUGGGUCGGUAUACAAAGCAGUCAUUGAGGUGCGGCUUCCAAACGUUAGUAAACAUAUUGUCGAGAUAACCACAAGCUCUCCACUUGGAAUGCAACUGACACCAUUAAGCUCCCAUGGAGGCAUCUUCUUCAGGAAUGUCACGUGGUAUCCGAGUCAGAACCAAAUUGGGCAGCAGCUGUUCUGCUUUCAAGCUUUGGAUUCAGACGGAUUACAAAGUGAAUGGCGCUGUGUCACGAUCCUUGUGGGGCUAAGUAAUACGCCUCAUGUUAUUUUGGGUACACGAAGGCCAAUAAGUCCUAUAAGUGAGAUUGGAACAGGACUAAUAUGGUGGAGUAUUCAUUUUAACAGAGUGAUAAAGAAGCCUCGUAGCUCAGCAUUCAUCCGAUUGGUUCUGCAGUCAAAUGGUUUUACCGUCUUCAAAGUGAAUGUUCUCUCUGGUUACGUUGUUAUCGACAGUAAUCGCACAGUACUGCAUUUUGCUACUCCUAAGGCUGCACUGAGUAUGAACGGUUCAUAUGCCAUCUUGAUAGAUCCCGGUGCAGUAGUUGGGCAGGGCUGUUCGAAUGAUGGUCCACCAACACCUGGUAUAACCUCACCCAUGGACUGGACCUUCCCCGUAGAUGGUGUCUGCCCGCUUGGUUAUGCUCUGGUUUCUCCAAGUUUUCAAAAGUGUGAGGAUAUAGACGAAUGCGGCGGACAUCAUCGGUCGAAACGUUCUUAUUGGUGGUACAACGUGUUUUCCCAAAAUUCAGCCUGCAACGCUACUGGAGAAUUCAUCAGUUCUACCAGCGGUCACAUUUCCAGCUACAAUUUUCCCGAAAACUAUGACCCAAACAGGAUUUGUACGUGGAAUAUCACGGUACCCAGAGGGAAAAUCAUCAAACUGACCUUCUUGAACUUUACCUUGGUGGCAGGUGAAAACGAUGACUGUGCUGGAGCGGCGGGAGAUAGUGCCCGAGUCUUUAUCACAAACGUUGCUUCUCAUGGAGGAAAACCUAAUGACUUUAAGAUCUGUGGUCAAAAGCUUCCCCAUCCUGUAUACUCCGAGGGAAAUUUCAUUCAAGUGAGAUUUGAAUCUCGCACUGGUCUUGUAAACAAAGGGUUCAAUGCAACCUUUGAGGCGAUAGAUAGAGAUUCACUGUGCCCAACAGAUAUGAUCCUCAAUGAAACAUCAGGUUCUUUCUCCUCUCCCUUUUAUCCAAGAAACUAUCCAUUCAACCAGACAUGUAGCUGGAAGAUUAUAGGGAAACAAGGAUACCGUGUUGAGCUCACAAUACCAGACUUUAAUCUUCAACGUUGUAGUAGCGGUGGUUGCUUGUGUGAUUAUAUGGAGGUUCAGAAUAGCUUCAGUGAUCAAGCACUGCCUGGAAAACUAUGUGGUACGCCAAGGUAUACUCCUGUAAAAUUUUAUUCACUUCACGAAAGCUUGAGGGUGGUGUUUGUGUCCGAUGAUACAAACAUGGAUUAUGACGGAUUUGGGGCAACUUACAAGCUGUUGAACUACAGUCCUCCAAGUAACAAACCUACCUCAUCUGCUACCAAUAUAUCACCUUCUCCAGCAACUUCUAUAUCUUCAACGGCGUCAGCAAUGCUAUCUGCUCUUCCAGGAUCCUGUCUUUACAACUUAGGAGGCCAGUAUGGAUAUUUCAACAGCCCAAAUUACCCAUUUAACUACGACCACCAUCUUAAUUGUGUUUGGAUUAUUACUGUACCAAAUGGCUACUACAUAUACCUCCGCUUUGAUCAUUUCCAUCUGCAAGGUGGCCAUGGAAGUUGCCCUUUCGACUACGUGCAGAUAUAUGACGGAUCGUUUUUGCAAAGCCUCACAAUAAGACGCUGCUAUUAUCAAAACUCUUGGUGUGUUUACAGUCACAGCAACGUCCUUUAUGUGUAUUUUGUGACAGAUCAUUCUGUAUCCUACUCUGGUUUCACUGCUUAUUAUGAAAGAGUCCAAGAAACAUAUAUUGUCUCUCACCAUCUACCGUCUAGUACUUUCAGUGGUAUAUCUCCUACACCAGCAUCGAUAUCAUCAAUGUCCACGGCCAUGCUGCCACCUGCCUCUGGUAAGACUGUAUGA
Molecule: messenger RNA, 3142 nt
Organism: Pocillopora damicornis (cauliflower coral)
Lineage: Eukaryota; Metazoa; Cnidaria; Anthozoa; Scleractinia; Pocilloporidae
Molecular function (GO): calcium ion binding
Source: RefSeq, a predicted model, not a curated record